Messenger RNA from Dictyostelium purpureum, 1371 nucleotides. RefSeq lists its product as uncharacterized. The record is from RefSeq and is a predicted model, not a curated record. The coding region runs from base 1 to 1371 and encodes 456 amino acids. Lineage: Eukaryota; Evosea; Eumycetozoa; Dictyosteliales; Dictyosteliaceae. The transcript has a single exon.
AUGAACCCUUUAUUUAAUAAAGAAAAAAACACCGUCAAAUUUUUCCCCACCAAAACGAAUUGGGAAAGAAUUAUGGGGCCUUUAGAAAAUUUUUCUGCUUCAGUCUACACAAGAGGUGGUUUAUGGUUUAAAGGACACAUUGAUAUUGAAAGAUUUGUUAAAUCGAUGAACGAGUCAAUGAUAGAAUGCGAUUUUUUAUUAUCAUAUCUAUAUACCGAUGAUAAAAAUCAACUCUAUGCAUGUUAUCCACCAAAGAGACAAGAAAAUGAAGCUCAAGAACAAUUAGAAAUUGAAGAAAGAAAAGACUCUACUGAAUACUCAACAUUAGAUAUUGUUUUACCAAAGAAAAUAAUCAGCCCUGCUCAACAUUCAGGUUUUGUUCAAGAUUUAAACGGUGUUACAAUGGGUGCAUUUAAACUCACCAUUUUUAAUGACGGUUUUGUUAUUGGUUACAAUAUGAACCAUACACUUUUCGACCAAGCCUCAAUUUUUUAUUAUUUAAAAUAUUUAUCAAAUAUCUAUUCUCAUGGAAUUGAAAAAAGCAGCUUAAAGAAACCAUAUGCAUUUGACUCAUUUGAUUUAGAAAACGAAAGAAUUCAUUUUAAAAAUCUCGAUCAAGCAAGAGAAUAUGGUGCAAAUGUUUUAGGUUUUGUCUAUACCCCUGCAACUUCAACCUCAUCAACUACUGAUAACAGUGCAAUCGACUAUUUCUCUCAAAAUACACAAAUUAAAUUAAUAUACGAUUUAGAACAAAUAGAUAAAUUCAAAGCUGAAGGUGGUCCAACUUUAUCAAAGAAUGAUAUUAUAUGUGCACUUUUAUUCAAAGCAUAUACCUAUACCUCACACCUAUCCGAUGAUCAAGAUUUUACCCUUAGAUACGCAAACAAUAUUAGAUCAAGACUUAACAUGGGUGAAGAAGCUAUUGGUAAUUUAUCACAUCAAUGUCGUAUGGUAUUAAAAGUUAAAGAUAUUAGAGAAAAGAGUAUCCUUGACUUGGCAAGAAUUAAUCGUGCUAGUGUAUCAGAUAUAAAAGGUGACCAUUUCAAAGAUGACUAUAAUUUUUACAAAUAUAUGUAUAUAAACAAGGAAAAUAUGUUUGAUUAUAUUGGUAAACCAGCAUUCAUUACCUCGCGUGUUACAAAUUGGACAAGUUUUGAUUACCAUAAUACCAAAUUCGACGAUACUGCCCCAUAUUCAUUAAGAUCACAUUCAAUAGCUGCCUAUGGUGUUAAUACUAUUUCUUUUGAUACAGAUUCAAACGGUAAAAAAAUAUAUACAACUCCAAUUUCAAUUCCUCUCGAUUGUAUCGAUAAAGUGGUCGAAUUGGGUAAAACAACUAAAUUAUUUACAACAGGCGAUGUAUUUAAAUAA